This is a messenger RNA of Spinacia oleracea (spinach), 3536 nucleotides long. Its product is annotated as ribonuclease E/G-like protein, chloroplastic. The coding region runs from base 201 to 3002 and encodes 933 amino acids. The record is from RefSeq and is a predicted model, not a curated record. Gene Ontology annotation, molecular function: RNA nuclease activity; RNA binding. The transcript is spliced from 13 exons. Gene Ontology annotation, cellular component: cytoplasm. Lineage: Eukaryota; Viridiplantae; Streptophyta; Magnoliopsida; Caryophyllales; Amaranthaceae. Gene Ontology annotation, biological process: rRNA processing.
AUUUAGGCCAUCUUUUCUUCACUUUCCUCCCUUAUCUUAGUUCUGCUAUAGUAGACCGUAGGCAACAGAGCCAAGAAUGGAAGCCAUUUUUCUCUAUUAAUGUCAAGCUAAACAAGCGGCUAGGUCAUUCUCUCUCUCCACAUUAUCCUACUGGGCAUGUCAUCAGCUGACCAUGCAUCUUGUAGAGAACUGAGGCUAAGAUGGUUUGUCCAGUGAAUUGUCAUUACAAUUAUUUCAUAAGAGACAGUAGAUGGACCUGUUAUGAUGCAAUAUCAAGAGUGAAACCUCGAUUUCCUUUUUUGAGUAAUGUAAAUGACAAACAAUAUGGCGUUUCUUUGGGAAAGUUAUACACGACGAGGCCUAAAACCUAUUUACAAGGUUCACUAAUUCAGGAGCAGCACGUUCCUCUCCAGCCUUCAAUAACGGCUUUGUCUAAAGAUCAAGAAGACAUUGUGGAAUACUUUGAGAGUGAUUCCUCAAGGGCAAAGCCAUUUUUAGAUGAUCUUAUAGUCACGAAUGGACACUAUUUUGGAAGUGAAAAAAGCUCAGAUUGUUUGAGUGACGAGGGUAACAACUUUACUGAAAGGAACCAGCUUGUGGAGGAGCCCUGGCUGUUGCAGCCGUGUGGGACCUCUCAGCACACUGAAGAAGGAACUUUGAACAUCCUUCCAACUGACCAUGCUGAGUCACUAUCAUUGUCUAAUAAUUUCAGAUAUAAUGGUGAUUUUUUCACCGAUAGUGAAAAAACGUACCAUCAAGUUGAUGGAGACUUCAGUUCUAGCUGGUCUUUCUCUGAGAGAGACCAUCCUGUUGAGGAUCCAUGGCUUCUGUAUCCAAUGUUUGAUUCUUCAGAAGCUAAUGUUAGUCCAGCUGCUGAAACUCCCACUCUCGAGGAGCCUACUCAAGAUGAGGCACGCCUUCAAGAACUUCAGGAACAGCAUCAUCAAAUUUCAGAAAAGCUUCUUUCUGGAACAGAGAGUAAUCUGCUUCCACCACCGGGUUCGAUAUCUAAUGAGAUAUUAAUCAACUGCUCUGUCUGUACCAUGCAAAGGAUAGCUGUACUUGAAGAUGGAAAUCUAGUUGAGUUAUUAUUGGAGCCGGUCAAAAGUAAUGUGCAAUGUGAUAGUGUUUACCUGGGAGUAGUUACAAAACUUGUACCUCACAUGGGUGGUGCAUUUGUUAAUAUAGGGAGCUCCAGACCCUCUCUUAUGGACAUUAAGCAUUAUAAGGAACCUUUUCUAUUUCCACUUUUUGAUUCUUCAAAGGAAAAAGAUGUGAAGUGUUCUCCGUCUUCUGUGCUUGAGAAGAACUUAGACAUCAGUCAUUUCAAACAAGCAUUCUUGGAAGAAGAUGUACUCUUUGAUGAUGAUGGGGAGGUUGAUUUUGAAGAUGAUGAAUUUGAGGAACAUGUAAAUGAAGACGACAUGGGUUUCGAAGAAAAUCAAAAGGGAAAUCUUACUAGGGGUAACGAUAAUGGAACUGGCUCAAAUCUUGGGAACUUUGAAUAUCAAUUGGAUGGGGAUGGGAACCAUCUAAAGGUUCAAACUGAUUCCCAACAAUCUCAUGUGAAACGACGUAAAAACAAGAACGAGCUCCACAGUGCUGAAGAAAUGUGGGCUCUUGUCCGCAAAGGCACCAAGAUACUAGUGCAGGUUGUGAAAGAGGGAUUGGGUAAAAAAGGUCCCACGUUGACUGCUUAUCCAAAGCUUAGGAGCAGAUUCUGGGUGCUGAUCACUCGGUGCAAGAGUAUUGGAGUAUCGAAGAAAAUUUCUGGGGUUGAACGCACACGCUUGAGAGUCAUUGCGAAAUCAUUGCAGCCCUCUGGUUUUGGUGUGACCAUUAGAACUGUUGCUGCCGGUCAUUCUGUGGAAGAACUGGGGAAGGAUUUGGAAGGGUUGCUGUCAACCUGGAGAAAUAUCGUUGAACACGCAAAAUCUGCAGCACUUGCAGCAGAUGAAGGUGUUGAAGGUGCUGUGCCUGUUAUUUUGCAUCAGGCAAUGGGGCAAACACUAUCUAUUGUCCAGGAUUAUUUCAAUGACAAGGUUAAGAGAAUGGUAGUUGACUCCCCAAGGACAUACCAUGAGGUGACCAAUUAUCUGCAGGAUAUUGCUCCGGAGCUCUGUGACAGAGUUGAGUUACACAGGAAAAAUGUUCCUUUGUUUGAUGAGUUCAACAUUGAAGAAGAGAUCAAUAAUAUUCUUAAUAAAAGGGUUGCCCUUCCAAAUGGAGGCUCUUUGGUAAUUGAACAAACUGAAGCAUUGGUCUCUAUUGAUGUAAAUGGAGGCCAUGGUAUGUUUGGUGAAGGGGCCUCACAAGAGAAGGCUAUUCUUGAUGUCAACCUUGCUGCUGCAAAACAAAUUGCCAGAGAAUUGCGGCUCAGGGAUAUUGGUGGAAUCAUUGUGGUUGAUUUUAUUGAUAUGAUGGAUGAUUCCAACAAAAGAUUAGUCUAUGAAGAAGUCAAGAAGGCAGUCGAGAAGGACCGCUCAAUUGUUAAGGUUUCUGAAUUGUCCAAGCAUGGACUUAUGGAGAUUACCAGAAAGAGGGUGCGCCCAAGUGUGACAUUUAUGGUAAGUGAACCAUGCACUUGCUGCCAUGGUACAGGGAGAGUUGAAGCUCUAGAGACGUCUUUCUCAAAAAUUGAGCAUGACAUUUGCCGCUUGCUAGCAACAGUGGACCAGAAACCGGAUCCUGAGAACCCUAAGUCCUGGCCCAGAUUGUUGUUGAGAGUUGAUAGUUACAUGUCUGACUACUUGACCUCGGGGAAAAGGACAAGACUAGCAACUUUGAGUAGCUCUCUGAAAGUGUGGAUUCUUUUAAAGGUUGCAAGAAAUUUGACGAGGGGUGCAUUUGAAGUGAGAUUACUUGCUGAUGAAAAGGAACAUACUAAUCAGCAACUAGUUGGUGUGGCCACUCUAUCGGAAGCUGAGACAUCAAUACCCAUCAAAAGAACCAAGCUGUUUCCUGUGAAGAGAUGGAAGGCGGGAAGAAAAUUAUUGCCAUGAAAUUUUGUCAUGAGGUCUCUGUUUUGAGAUGGGAAGACAGGUAGCAAAAAGCUAGCAGUACAACUUAAGAUCAAUCAAAUUCCCUAUCUAAAAUAUUUGGUGGAAGAUGAUUUUGCAAGUGGGUCAGUAGUUAUUGCAGACGCGAAGUAGUCCAUGCAAGUUUGUGGAAUAUCCAAAUCUAAACCGUGUUGUGAAAAAUCCAAGGAAAUUAAAGCUUGAAGUUCCAAUCGUUGCAUUUGUUUCGCCUUCAGGGUUUUUUUAAUUGGGAUUUUAGCCAGCAGUAUCAGCCCCGGGGAGAUCAGGGCAGCCAAUUCUUCAAGUUUCUGCAAGUCCAAGCUAACCUUGAAUUUUUUAGUAGAAUUUUUGAGUAUGUAAUGAAACCAUGGUAAAACGGCAUGUAUAGGAUUGCUGGCUAUGAUUUUGUUAGUUACAUGUAAAUCAAUGUGAUUUUCAUAGUCAAGAAAGAGGGUUUACGUUUUGAUCUUAAGAAUGAAUAUUUGCACCUAUAAUGAUGACUAGUUUCAGUUUGGCUAA